UUGGAACCCUUCAAACGUUUGCCAGAAAUUGAUUUUUAAAUAUUACAAAAAGCCAUGAGCAUCAGUACAGAUUCUGUUGCUGGGUCUGACAAAUCCCUUAUUCAGAAUGAGAAUAACGAUCCAAACAUAUCAGAUGGAGGAACAGGAAAUGGUGCUAGGAAGAGGACUGGAUGCAGGUCAAAAGCUCAAAAGGAUGGAGCGAGUGAGGAUAUUUACAGGAAACUUUCAGCGAUCAAUGGAGAGAUUAACAAAAUGAACAGAAAACAACUUCAAGAGCGUCUCACAGAAUUGAAAAUGGAUACAAAGGGUGUAAACGAUGUUCUAAAGAAGAGGCUCAAGUUGUACUAUAGACAUAGAAAACUUAUGAAAGCAAAUGUCCGUGUCCCAAGUACAAAACCAUUGUAUGAUUAUCUACUCAUCAUAGACUUCGAGGCUACUUGCGAAGCUGAUACACCUGGUUAUCCACACGAAAUUAUAGAAUUUCCCAUUGUCCUCAUCAAUGUUCAUCAAAACACUGUGGUGGAUGAAUUUCAUUCCUUCUGUAAACCGGUGCUGAAUCCACAGUUGUCAGAGUUCUGUACAGAACUGACUGGUAUUACCCAGGCAAAUGUAGAUGCUGCUGAUGAAUUUCCAGCAGUCUUUCAGAAAGUCGAGGAAUGGAUGAGAGAAAAGCACCUUGGCGAAGGCAAUAAAUUUGCAGUUGUCACGGAUGGGCCUUGGGAUAUGAGCCGCUUUCUUUGUCUCCAAUGCCAGCACUGUGACCAUCCCUUUCCACGUUGGGCCAAAAAGUGGAUUAACAUUAAGAAAACAUAUGGAUCAUUUUAUAAGUGUCAACGUAAAAAAUUGGAGGACAUGUUGAUAUAUCUGGGGAUGAAAUUUGAAGGUAAACAGCACUGUGGCCGUGAUGAUUCGAGAAAUAUAGCAAGGAUAGCUAUUAGACUGAUAGAAGAUGGUUGUCGAGUCAAAGUGAAUGAAUUCAUUUACAGUUAUCCAGGUGCCAAAUUUCUGAAGUUUUCAAAUGUAGGAACAGAAUCAAGUGACAGUGAUGAGAAGGAGGAUAAUGAUAGACGUACUGAACGAGCUGAUGACAAGAAAAUGAAAGAGGUCAAAAUCAGCACACAUAAGGAUGACAAAGAUGUUACUACAGCAAUGAACAAAUUGUGUAUAGAAGAAAAGACAGAGGAGAAAGAAGAGGAUUUGUCUGAUCUGUUGGCAUAUUAUAAGCUGCAGAAAUCUUGACCAGAUGUAUCAUCUAUGAAAGACAUUUUGGAUCUUUUGUGUUUUUGAUAGUAAAUUACAACAUUUUGAAUUGAUAAAUAGAUGAUAUAGGACCUUUCCUGCUGUUAAGAAUGAAUCAGGAUAUUUUCAGUUGAUUAUGAAUUAAGAAUAUUUUGUUUUGUUGAUAAUGAAUUGCAACAGUCUAAAUCAUAUUUUGUUUAUUAUUUAAUUCAUUGAUUUGGUAGGAGUUAUAAACAUUGUAUGAAACA
This is a messenger RNA of Ylistrum balloti, 1487 nucleotides long. Its product is annotated as 3'-5' exoribonuclease 1-like. The record is from RefSeq and is a predicted model, not a curated record. Gene Ontology annotation, cellular component: nucleolus; cytoplasm. Lineage: Eukaryota; Metazoa; Mollusca; Bivalvia; Pectinida; Pectinidae. Gene Ontology annotation, molecular function: nucleic acid binding; 3'-5'-RNA exonuclease activity. Gene Ontology annotation, biological process: exonucleolytic trimming to generate mature 3'-end of 5.8S rRNA from tricistronic rRNA transcript (SSU-rRNA, 5.8S rRNA, LSU-rRNA). Bases 55 to 1239 code for a protein of 394 amino acids. The transcript has 6 exons.